CUUUGUUGAUAACCAACAGCAGAGGGGUCUGAGCACAAUCCAGGAUUUAUACUGGAAAACUUGCAUUUAUGUAUUUGCAUUUAUAAACCUUUUUUUCUUAUUUUGCUUCAUUUGGGUAUAAUUUCCCUAUGGAUUUAGCAUUUUAAGUGGCUGUUGGAUGAUUUGCUUAUGUUCAAAAUUCUGCUGACAUAAGUUGCUCCACAACAAGGCUGAGGGGCCCCUCAAGUUUCAGGGUCAGACCUCAGGGCCGAGAAUGGAAAGAUUUGAAGCCAAUUACUUUUUUGAUGAAGUGAGAGAGAGCCAGAUUGACAAUCGAAAGGGUUUAGGCGACACACAGUCUUCGUAUUUGAGUGGCCAAUCUAGGGAAGGGGAUCAUUACAUCUGGCACAUCCACAAUGUCCAUGGACAUCAAUCGGCAGCACAGCGAUACAUGGCCACACGGAUUCAAGCAGGUUUUUCUCCAGAAAACAUGGCGGAUUAUUUAAUCAGUGGUGGUACAGGCUACAUCCCAGAUGAUGGACUCUCAGCGCAGCAGCUCUUUUCAGUUGGUGACGGCCUUACAUACAACAGAUGUGACCAACAGUGUGUUGUCUCGGAUGGCCAUACGGCUGAAGAGCUUUGCUCUAAAGGAGAUGGGUUGACUUACAAUGACUUCCUGAUUUUACCUGGCUUCAUUGACUUUACCUCAGAUGAAGUGGACCUUACAUCAGCACUAACAAAGAAAAUCACCCUUAAAACCCCGCUCAUCUCCUCCCCUAUGGACACCGUCACAGAGUCAGCCAUGGCAAUUGCAAUGGCCCUAAUGGGAGGGAUGGGGUUUAUCCAUCACAACUGCACACCGGAAUUCCAAGCAAAUGAAGUCCGGAAAGUCAAGAGGUUUGAACAGGGCUUUAUUACUGACCCAGUUGUAAUGAGCCCACGUCAAACUGUCGGAGAUGUGUUUGAAGCUAAAGUAAGGCACGGUUUCUCUGGGAUUCCUAUCACAGAGACGGGUAAAAUGGGCAGCAAGCUGGUUGGCAUAGUAACCUCUAGAGAUAUUGACUUCCUCUCUGAGAAAGACCAUGGCAAAACUCUAGAGGAGGCUAUGACAAAAAGAGAGGAUUUAGUGGUGGCUCCAGCAGGUGUUACGUUGAAGGAAGCCAAUGAUAUUUUGCAGAGAAGCAAAAAAGGCAAGCUUCCAAUUGUGAAUGACAAUGAUGAGCUGGUGGCCAUUAUUGCCAGGACUGAUCUGAAGAAGAACAGAGACUACCCCCUCGCAUCAAAAGACUCACGCAAACAGCUCCUCUGUGGUGCUGCCAUCGGCACCCGGGACGAUGAUAAAUACAGACUGGACCUACUGGUGCAAGCUGGGGUAGAUGUCAUUGUUCUGGACUCUUCACAAGGCAACUCUGUGUAUCAGAUUGACAUGAUUAACUACAUUAAACAGAAGUAUCCUGAAGUACAGGUUGUUGGAGGAAAUGUGGUUACAGCAGCCCAGGCCAAGAAUCUGAUUGAUGCUGGUGUGGAUGCUCUGAGGGUUGGGAUGGGUUGUGGCUCCAUUUGCAUCACGCAGGAAGUGAUGGCCUGUGGACGACCUCAGGGAACCUCUGUGUACAAAGUAGCUGAGUACGCAAGGCGUUUUGGAGUACCAGUGAUUGCAGACGGUGGUAUUCAGACCGUGGGCCACGUGGUGAAGGCUUUGUCUUUAGGAGCAUCAACCGUUAUGAUGGGCUCCCUGCUAGCUGCGACCACUGAGGCUCCUGGAGAGUACUUCUUCUCAGACGGUGUGCGGCUGAAGAAAUAUCGGGGUAUGGGCUCUCUGGAUGCCAUGGAGAAAAGUACCAGCAGCCAGAAGCGGUACUUUAGUGAGGGGGACAAGGUGAAGGUAGCUCAAGGCGUGUCAGGCUCAGUCCAGGACAAAGGAUCCAUCCACAAGUUUGUACCAUACCUCAUAGCUGGAAUCCAGCAUGGCUGCCAGGACAUCGGAGCAAAGAGCCUGUCUGUCCUUCGAUCCAUGAUGUAUUCUGGGGAGCUGAAGUUUGAGAAGCGAACCAUGUCUGCACAGGUGGAGGGAGGGGUUCAUGGACUACACUCAUAUGAGAAACGACUCUACUAAAUGGACCGAAGUCUGAACUAGUUCCAAUAUGACAGUGACCAAAAGUUGAAAGACCUCUGCCAAAAUUUGUGUUACACCCUCUGCUUCCUCUGCGUUGUGCACAUUUCCUCACUGAUCACAAACAGCUGAUUUGGAGAGGAGGGCUGCAUCGUAGCAAACGGAGAAUCUUCAAACCCACACUGAUUCCCCUCGGACUUUGCUCUUAAUAAGUGGCGCAUCAGGGUUAGAUUUUUUUUUUUCUUUUUUGUAUCAAAAGUAUGCAGCCCUAAACCAGGUUAGUGUGCAUGGGCUGACAGUUGUGAAAGAGACAGCAGUGUGAUUACAGUGUAGUAGGGACAGAGUGAAGGUGCACUGUGUUGUAUUCGUCCCAUCAGAACCAGCCGUGGUGCAGAUCGGCCGCAUCUUUCGCACUCGUUUGGCUUUCCAUGCACACCAGCAAACAUAGUCGGAAAGUUAACUCAUCCCAUUUCAACAAGACACCGAUGUUUGCAGAAUACAAGACAACACAUCUCUCUUUGUACCCUGUGAAAGUCUAACUGCAGUUAUUUUCCAAAUACUAUCUUUAGGUCAUAACAGAUGUAUGCUGCUUAUAUUCCAGCACAUGUUGUUUACUUGGUGUAUUGUGCAUUCUUACAGUUGAGACGUUUGUCAUCAUUGUUAAUCAAAUCAGAAUAGUGGACAGAUCUGCAAUGUUUGUCCCACUUUGGAGAUUGAUGCUGAGCCAAAUAACCAGUGCCCCAUCUCAGUGUUGUUGGUAUAUUUUACAUGGAAGGGACCAAAAGCUAAUGAGUAUCAGUUAUGUUUAGGUUUAGGAUAUGUUUAAUGGGUCAGCCGUAAACCUUUAGGCAAAGUGAUUAUUUCCGUGUUUGUAAUCAGAAUAUUUUUCACAGAAAAACUUUCUAAUAAAAGUGCUUAGUCCUGGCGACUUUGAAUUGAUCUGAAGGGGUUUUUUGAUAAUGCAUGUUUUUUUUUUUUCACUUAGCCACGUUUGGCUGUAAUUAUAUUCUGCUAAGAUUAUAAACAUACUGCCAAGUGGAUUUACACUUCUGUUUUAAACCUUAAAAAGCAAAACUGGUGCAGCAAUUUGCUUAUCUUGUUUGUUUCUUCCUGGUCAGGCAUAAAUGAUGCAUUUUUUUCCCUUUGUUCACCAGAGGUAUGCCUUGAAACAGAUGGACUCAUGAUGACUCAGUGCAUAAAGCAAACCUAACACAUUUUUUAUAUUUAAAUUUUUUCAGUUGAUGAAGGUUAAAAAAAACAACAACUUGUUUUCAGUUUCCACAUUUAAGACCGGUUAUUUAUACAAUAUCUAAUGAUCAAGUACUGGGUCUUGUCAGUCCAUCCAGAAAGCACAGCUAAUGUUUUAUCAAUGUUUCUCCUUUGUAUACGUUUUAAUCUGUCAACAGUUGCUACAACAAUGUGGUACUUUUUGCAAUCAAAAAAACCAAAUACCCUAAAAAAAAAAAAAAAAAUUCUUUUAAACUGAUGGGGAAAGACUUAGUUGAUCCGUCAGGGAUUUUUGAAGGAUAUGUUUACAGUAAAACACCCAAAAGAGGAAAGUUGUUUUUGCUGUUUAAUAUGUCAAAUAAAUACAUAAUAC
Messenger RNA from Cyprinodon variegatus (sheepshead minnow), 3692 nucleotides. Its product is annotated as inosine-5'-monophosphate dehydrogenase 1b. Gene Ontology annotation, biological process: GTP biosynthetic process. The transcript is spliced from 16 exons. Bases 254 to 2095 code for a protein of 613 amino acids. Gene Ontology annotation, cellular component: cytoplasm. Gene Ontology annotation, molecular function: IMP dehydrogenase activity. NCBI's taxonomy places the organism in Eukaryota, Metazoa, Chordata, Actinopteri, Cyprinodontiformes, Cyprinodontidae. The record is from RefSeq and is a predicted model, not a curated record.